Messenger RNA from Lobosporangium transversale, 1215 nucleotides. Its product is annotated as XPC-binding domain-domain-containing protein. Lineage: Eukaryota; Fungi; Mortierellomycota; Mortierellomycetes; Mortierellales; Mortierellaceae. The record is from RefSeq and is a predicted model, not a curated record. Gene Ontology annotation, molecular function: polyubiquitin modification-dependent protein binding; proteasome binding; damaged DNA binding. Gene Ontology annotation, biological process: nucleotide-excision repair; proteasome-mediated ubiquitin-dependent protein catabolic process. Gene Ontology annotation, cellular component: nucleoplasm; cytosol. Bases 1 to 1215 code for a protein of 404 amino acids. The transcript has 7 exons.
AUGCUUAUCACAAUCAAGACAUUGAAACAAGAGUCAUUCAAGGUCGAAAUUGAUCCUUCUGACAAGGUCCUUGCUAUCAAAGAAAAGGUGGCAGAACUUCAAGGCCACCCAGUCAGUAGCCAAAAGUUGAUUUUUUCUGGCAAGUUGCAACAAAUGCAGAGCAAGAUUCUUGCGGAUGAGAACCCAAUUUCGCAGUAUGAAAUCACAGAGAAGGAUUUCUUGGUGAUUAUGGUCACCAAGCCUGCUGUCACUGCAGCUCCAUCUACAUCUAACGUAGCUGCUGCAUCUACCCCUGCUCUCCCUGCACCGGCCGCACCCGUUACUCAAACAACAGUUGAAGAGACUCCUGUAGCUGUUGCACCUGCCACAUCUCCGUCCAUCGGCCAGAACCCCACUCCAGCAGCUUCUACUGAGCCUGCUGCUCCUACUAAUUCAGCUGAUAAUGCCCUUUUAACUGGGACUCAAUUUGAGACUGCUAUUCAGAAUAUGGUCGAUAUGGGUUUUCCCCGAGACCAAUGUAUGCUUGCGAUGAGGGCUAGUUUCAACAACCCGGACAGAGCUGUUGAGUACUUAAUGAAUGGCAUUCCUGAGCACCUUCAGGCCCAAGCUAGCGCCCCUACCCCUCGUGCCGCAGCCACAGCAACCCCUGCUGGAACUGCUGCAACUACUGCUCCUUCUUCUACGUCGCCUGCGUCUGCUACCGCAGCCCAGACUGCCUCUUCUCCUGCUGCUGCUGCUCAGCCACAAAAUCUUUUUACAGCUGCUGCGCAAGCAGCAGCCAAUGCUAGACGCGGCACAUCAGGAGAAUCUGGGCCUGGAGGAGAGGUGGAAAACUUGGCUUUUCUGAGAGAUCAACCUCAAUUCCAGCAAAUCCGCGAGUUAGUCCAGCAUAACCCUGAUUUACUCCAACCUCUCUUGAUCCAACUUGGACAGUCCAAUCCUCAUAUGUUGCAGCUUAUCAAUCAGAACCAACAAGGAUUUCUGCAACUCUUGAAUGAAGGAUACGAAGGUGAUGAAGGAGGCGCUCCACCACCAGGUACCAACCACGUCUACGUCACACAAGAGGAACAAGAAGCUAUUCAGCGUCUUGAGAAUCUUGGAUUUGAUCGUCAGACUGCUGUGGAGGCUUUCUUGGCCUGUGAUCGUGACGAGCAGAUGGCCGCCAACUACUUGUUUGACCAUGGCAAUGAUGACUUUGAAGAGGACACUCAAUAA